Armigeres subalbatus is the source of this 2966-nucleotide messenger RNA. RefSeq names its product annulin-like. Gene Ontology annotation, molecular function: protein-glutamine gamma-glutamyltransferase activity. The transcript has 6 exons. The record is from RefSeq and is a predicted model, not a curated record. Gene Ontology annotation, biological process: peptide cross-linking. NCBI's taxonomy places the organism in Eukaryota, Metazoa, Arthropoda, Insecta, Diptera, Culicidae. The coding region runs from base 381 to 2783 and encodes 800 amino acids.
CAACUUUUCCAAAAAAAUCAACCCUUUGUCAAAAUUAUGAUACGUUAUUUUUUCGACAAAUUUGGAGAUUUUGUCUGAAACGUAAAUGGCGAAAAUAGAUAGGAAGUAGACCGUUCCUAUAUUUUAGUAGUGCAUACUGUACAAUAUCUGCCUACAUAUAAGAGCAAAUCAUUGAAUAUUUAACCUUGUUGAACUUUAAUCGCUUUCAUAUUGUGGUAUGAUUGUUACCGACCACCAAACAGUGAAAAUUGAGUUAACCGCUGAUGGAAUAAAUCUGGACCUACAAUUGGAGUGAAGUUUAUAAUUACUGAAAAAACGCAACGUUCACUGUUGAACUGAGUUAGAAGCUAAAUCAAUUACACACUAUCGCACACACGCCAAUGGGAAAUAAGUGCAGUAGUGGCUGUAGCCGCUGUUCCAGUGAAGAACACAAGGACAGUGAUCGUUGUUGCAGUUGUUGCGCGAUGAAAUGGAGAAGAAUGUGGAAACCUGCCCGUGCGGAUGUGGACGAGCGAGGGCGGCUCAUGGGGGGACGAAACCCGCUGGCUAAACCGAUGCUGGAGAUGCGAAACAUGGACGUUGUUGACGCUCCCACAGCCAACGUGUUGACGAUUAAAAAGGUAGAUUUAUGCAUCGAGGAAAAUGGGAAGUUGCAUCACACGAAACGGUACGAGCUGAUGAGUCGGGACGGAGAAAACGGUCCACUUCCGCAAUUGGUGGUCCGGAGAGGGCAAGCUUUUCGUCUGCGGUUGUACUGCGAUCGACCGUUCGAUCGCAGCCGCGAUGCGAUGAGUUUAAUAUUGACGGUUGACGGUGAACAACGGCCGACUCACGGUCAUGGAUCGCUGGUGGGAAUUGCUCUUCAGCAGUAUCGCCACAUGAUCGAGGAUCCUUUGGAAUGGGGAGCAGCUAUCGACUUCAUCAGUGGAGAUUUACUGGAGAUUCUGGUGAAACCAGCUGCCACGGCUGCCGUUACCAAGUGGAAGCUGGAUUUUGACACGAAACUGUUGAGUGAAGGAUUUGGAAAAAGCUACUCACUGCCACAGCCGUUCUACUUGCUUUUUAAUCCGUGGUGCAAGGAUGAUCAAGUUUAUUUGGACGAGAAACCUCUACGUGAUGAAUGUGUGAUGAAUGAUACGACCCUGAUCUGGAGAGGAUCAUACAACCGGCUACGACCUUCCGUGUGGAAGUUCGGUCAAUUUGAGAAGCACAUCCUCGACUGUUCACUGCUGUUGAUUGAAAAGGUUGGAAAAGUGACUGCUUCGCAUCGAGGUGACCCGAUACGAGUUUGUCGUGCCAUCUCAGCAGCAGUAAACUCACCGGACGACGAUGGAGCCUUGCUCGGCAAUUGGGGUAACGAUUUUUCGGGGGGAACUGCCCCAACCAAGUGGGUUGGAUCAGUGGAAAUUAUGCAACAGUUCUACAAAAAGCAGAAACCUGUCAAGUAUGGUCAGUGUUGGGUGUUUUCUGGAGUCGUUUCUACUAUUGCCAGAGCAAUUGGGAUCCCAUCUCGCGUUAUAACUAACUACGCAUCUGCGCACGACACGCAGGCCUCGCUAACGGUGGAUUAUUUCGUCGACAAGAAUGGAAAGAUCAUGGAGGAGCUCAAUUCCGAUUCCAUAUGGAACUUUCACGUGUGGAAUGAAGUUUGGAUGCAGCGUCCCGAUUUGGGCAUCAGCUCGGAGGGAGAUUAUGGCGGUUGGCAGGCAAUUGAUGCAACACCUCAAGAAAUGUCUGAUGGAAUGUUCCGUUGUGGUCCUGCUUCGGUGUUGGCAGUAAAGUUGGGUGAGAUUGUGAAGCCGUAUGACAAUAACUUUUUGUUUGCUGAAGUUAAUGCGGAUAAAGUGUUCUGGAGAUAUACGGGACCAGCUCACCCGCUGAAACUGAUUCGGAAGGAUGUUCUUGGUAUUGGACAUUUUAUUAGCACAAAAGCCGUAGGAAAAUGGGAACGUGAUGAUAUUACUAGCUCUUAUAAGUUUGCUGAGAAGUCACCAGAAGAACGUGAUACAAUGAUGAAAGCUUUGAAGCAAGCGAAUAGUGCAUUCAGUCGAUACUAUCUCAACGAGGACUUCAAUGAAGUUUACUUCAAUUUCGAAUUAAGAGAUGAUAUUAAAAUAGGGGAGGAUUUCUCAGUGAUCCUUCAAAUUAAAAAUCGUUCGUCAGAAAUGGUUCAUGUUGUCAAUGGUUCUCUCAAUGUAGAAACCGUACUAUAUACGGGAAAAGAUCGAGAAUCGGUGAAAUCCGACAACUUCACAAUAAGCCUUCAGCCGAACACUGAAGAAUUCAUCAGAUUGGUGGUCACAUUCGAUGAAUACUUUAAGAAGUUGCGUGAUCAGGCAGCGUUUAACAUAUCAUGCUUUGCAACUGUCGAGGAGACUGAAUAUGAAUUUUUCGCUCAGGACGACUUCCGUGUUCGUAAGCCAGACAUCAAGAUUCGCCUAUCUGAUACUCCGGUGUCGCAGAGCCCGGUUGACGUUACCAUCUCUCUACUCAAUCCUCUACCCAUUGCCCUCAGAAAAGGAAUUUUCCACAUUGAAGGGUCCGGUAUUGAGAGGCCAAUUAUUUUUAAGCAUUCUGAGGUCGCUGUUGGUGAAACAAUUACCAACACAUUCAGCUUGACGCCGGAGUUUGCUGGCCGUGCUACGAUUGCUGCCAAGUUUACGUCGAAGGAGUUGGACGAUGUGGAUGGUUUCCUUGCCUUCGAAGCAAAACCUAGACCGGAAGAUGUGCUAAUGGAGACUACCGAUAAUGAAAUUAUCGCUCGAACAGAUAUUAUCGAAUGAUUGCAAAUAUGAAGCAAACGUGUUCAAGAAAUGCAUGUAUUGUUUGUAUUUAUUCAAAGCCAAAUAUCAAAUGGAUUUGUACAAGCAUUGGUCGUAUUUAUGAAUGUGUUAUUUUAAUAACUAAUUUAUGAAUGUAGUUUUUACUUAUAUAUUUUUAUAUAAAAUAUUUAUAUUAACAUGCAA